Molecule: messenger RNA, 981 nt
Organism: Hypomesus transpacificus
Lineage: Eukaryota; Metazoa; Chordata; Actinopteri; Osmeriformes; Osmeridae
Product: polyadenylate-binding protein 1-B-like
Exons: 2
Coding region: 207-590 (127 amino acids)
Molecular function (GO): RNA binding
Source: RefSeq, a predicted model, not a curated record
AAAACCUUGGGUGUCUACUGUAUCUAACUGUGUAGUUUACAUAAUAUGUGCCCUGUCUCUUUCCAGCCUGCUGUCUACAUAUGGAUCAGCUCUCCUGGUGUGUGUGUCGUGCCUGGAGUAUCUAACCGAUAACUGACCAUGACUGUUCUCGCCCAGCUCAUGACCCUGGCUCACAACCAGACAAAGGCCCGAACCCUGAUGGAGAGAUGCAGACCCAAACCAGAGCUCAAGUCCAGGUUCAGGCCCUGAUUGGAAUGCAGCAGCCUGCUGUUUAUGUGUGGGGCAUGGAACCUCUGACAGCCUACACACUGGCCUCCACUCCGCUGUAUUACCAGAAGCCUAUGCCGGGGGAGUGUCUCAUCUCCCUCAUCCACAAGGUUCAACCAUGCCUAGCUGACAAGCUCACCGGUAUGUUCCUUGAGAUGGACAAUGAUGAGGUGAUCUACAUGCUGGGGGUCUCCACAGGCUCUGCAUUCCAAGAUCAGUCGGGUAAUGGCUGCCCUCCGUGCCUCCCAGUUGAAUGUGGCCAAGGCUAUGUCCCAGCUAAACUUCCAGACACCUUUCAGCUUCACCACCCUGCUCCAGAGUAACCAGGACCUCAAGCCUGUAGCCACUGAUACCAGCCUGGCUGAGGCUCUAGAGAUGGAGGAUGAGAAUGUCCUGAAGGUUGCCACAUGUGUUGCUAGUGAGGGCCUGAAAGUUCUUCUUGGGCUGAAGGAGGGUGAGAAGGUCCUGAAGAAUGCCUGCAGUGUGUCCAGCCUGCCAAGCACCCCCAGCUCCUGGAUACGAACGUGGACAAAAAAGUCCUAAAGACAGCAGCAAGUCUCAUCAGUCUGCACCAAUGGUUUCCUGGAUCUCUGAGCACAUUGAGUAGAAGUUAAUCUUUCAUCUGAAAGGAUUUUGUUUUUUAAGGAUGGCUGGGUCAGAAGACUACCAGUAUCAUGCAAAUAGCACCACCUCCAUUAAUGCUGCUGCAUCUAC